Rhipicephalus microplus (southern cattle tick) is the source of this 1901-nucleotide messenger RNA. RefSeq names its product cytosol aminopeptidase. Gene Ontology annotation, molecular function: metalloaminopeptidase activity; manganese ion binding. The record is from RefSeq and is a predicted model, not a curated record. Gene Ontology annotation, biological process: proteolysis. Gene Ontology annotation, cellular component: cytoplasm. Lineage: Eukaryota; Metazoa; Arthropoda; Arachnida; Ixodida; Ixodidae.
CGUUGCGGGUGCCGGGUCGUGUGGAGUGAUCGCGUGUGUGCUGUUGCUGUGCUUGAGUGUACUAUAGUUGCUGCGCUGCCUAAAGUGUGCAUUUGUGUGUGUGUUUUCUCACAAUCGGUAAAUAUUCCGGCACUACCGAUUUCGUAUCUCAACGACCGCCGUGCACGCAUUGUCAUUUGUCAGCACGAAGUUCUCAAACAUACAGCGCAGCCGCCGAUAAAUGAUCACGCUCCUGCGUUCCUUAUCCGUAGCCUGUUCGAAGUCAAACCCAUACGUCCUUUCGUCGGUCCUCUCAGCACAUCGAAGAAGCCUGGCCAUGGCCGCUAAGAGGCAAGCAGUCCUUCUUGGGGUGUACCAGGACAAGGAUAAGGACAGUGAAGGGGACUUUGUUCUCACUCCUAGCGCCAAGCAGUUUGCCGCCAGCAGCAAGCUGACUGACCUUCUCGAAUUGACCAAAGGUUCGUUCAAGAAGGGUGAAACAAGAAUUUUCUAUGGCUUGGACGAGAAGUACCCAAUCACCUCUGUUGUGCACCUGGGUCCUCGGCAAGUCGAGGUUCGGGAGCUUGAGGAGUGUGAUGAAGCUGCUGAGAGCGUUCGAAUCGCUGUUGCGGCUGGUGUGCGAAGCCUCCGCAGCGUUGGUGCCACAGCUAUUGACGUGGACCCCUGCGCCAAUGCUGAAGCUGCUGCGGAGGGCUGCACACUGGCAUUGCACGUGUUUGAAGAGCUCAAGAAGAAGGAAUCACGGAAGUCUCCCGUGGCAGUGUCACCCCUGAACGAGCAGGAGCUGGACAAGUGGACUCGAGGCCUGGAGAAGUCUGCGGCACAGAACCUGGCGAGACGGCUGUCCGAGAUGCCUGCCAACAUGAUGACACCCACGCGCUUUGCCCAAGAAGCGGCCGAGGCUCUAGAGAAGAAGGGAGUCAAGGUCAUUGCCAGGGACCGCAAGUGGAUCGAGGAACAGAAGAUGGGAUCCUUCCUGAGUGUCACACAGGGAUCGGAUCAGCCGCCUGUGUUUCUGGAGUUGCACUACGAGGGGCCAGGAGCUGUGGCGGGAGGACCUCUGGUGUUUGUUGGCAAGGGUGUCACCUUUGACAGCGGUGGCAUCUCCCUGAAGCCAUCUGCCAACAUGGACCGCAUGAAAGCGGACAUGACCGGUGCUGCCUGUGUUGUUGCCACGUUUGCCGCAGUGGCAGCUCUCAAGCUGCCCGUCAAGAUGGUUGGUCUCGCCCCGCUCUGUGAAAACCUGCCCAGCGGCAGGGCAACCAAGCCGGGGGAUGUCUUCACUGCCAUGAAUGGAACCACCAUCCAGGUGGACAACACUGACGCUGAAGGACGGCUCAUCUUGGCUGACGCUCUGUGCUACGCGGACACAUUCAACCCCAAAGUAGUUGUGGACAUUGCCACCCUGACAGGUGCCAUGGUGGUUGCACUGGGUGCUGGUGCAACUGGCGUCUUCUGCACUUCCAAUGCCCUCUGGAAUCUGUUGCACGAGGCUGGCAGUGUGACCGGUGACCGUGUGUGGCGCAUGCCCCUGUUUGACCUGUACCACAAGCAGAUGACCAAGUCCACUGUUGCGGACAUCAACAACAUCUCCAAACAGGCUGGUGCUGGAGGCUCCUGCGUAGCUGCAGCUUUCCUUCACGAGUUUGUCAAGUGCCCACAAUGGGCACACCUCGACAUUGCAGGUGUCAUGGAGAAUAAGGAUGAAGUGCCCUACCUGGGAUCGGGCAUGGCAGGCCGACCAGUGCGCACUCUGGUGGAGUUUGUGGAGCGUGCAGCUAAGCUGGAGAAGCUUUGACGGGGGCUAGUCACAUAGGAUGCUUGCCUUCUGUUAAGGCCUCUUGUCGACGUUCUUUAUUAUCGUAAUUGAUCUUACGAAUAAACGACGUCUUUUUCCACUG